Messenger RNA from Cololabis saira (Pacific saury), 4584 nucleotides. RefSeq names its product SLIT and NTRK-like protein 3. The coding region runs from base 277 to 3135 and encodes 952 amino acids. Gene Ontology annotation, molecular function: protein binding. The transcript is spliced from 7 exons. The record is from RefSeq and is a predicted model, not a curated record. NCBI's taxonomy places the organism in Eukaryota, Metazoa, Chordata, Actinopteri, Beloniformes, Belonidae. Gene Ontology annotation, biological process: regulation of presynapse assembly; axonogenesis; positive regulation of synapse assembly. Gene Ontology annotation, cellular component: GABA-ergic synapse; postsynaptic density membrane.
CGUGAACGACAUGUCGACAGUCAGCCUCUAAAGUGUUUUCUCGGUCGUUCCUUAAUUCUUUGGCGGCGGACUGAGUGAGUAUUACCCGCAUCCCUGCUCUGCUAAUCGUCGCCGUGUGGAUCAGAGAGGCUGGUGUUGGAGAGAGAGAGACAGACAAUGAGGAAUGCAAUUGGAUUGCGUUACUCUGCCAAGGAUUUUCAUACAUAGCCUGUGCGAUGAAGGGCUGAUGCUGGGCUCUAGCCCCAGGCUGUGGAGCUGAAAGGGAGAAGCAGUAGGAUGCAGUGGGUCACUCUGGCAGUGGCCCUGGGGUGUGUGUAUCUGUCCCAGGCGUCGCACACCCCCACCCCUACCCCCACCUCCACGCACACGCCUCUGGUCGACAACUCCGAGGAGGAAGUGGACGAGCCGUGCUUCGAGCCGUGCACGUGCGAGGUCAAAGAAGGCGUGCUGCACGUGCACUGUGACGGGCGGGGCUUCACCAACGCCAGCCAGGUGUCACAGUCAUGGGUCCGCCCUUUCAAACUCAACCUCCAAAGGAACUCUCUGAGACGUCUCUAUAGCAACGGAUUUCAGCACCUUGGCAACGCGGUGUCGUUAAACCUUGGCAACAAUGCACUCCAGGACAUCCGAGUGGGAGCGUUUCACGGGCUGGCGAAACUGAGGCGCCUGUACCUGCACGAAAACAAGCUGGAAGUCUUCAGAAAUGACACAUUCGCCGGUUUAGAGGCUCUGGAAUACCUCCAGGCUGACUACAACGUGAUCAAACGGAUUGACAGCGGUGCUCUGAGGUUUCUUUACAAGCUCCGUGUUCUCAUCCUGAAUGACAACCUGAUCCCUGUCUUGCCUGCUCAUCUUUUCAGAUCUGUGUCUCUGACUCAUUUGGACCUGCGGGGAAACCGUCUGAAGAGCCUGGCAUAUGCCGGUACCCUGGAGUACGUUGGCCGUUCCCUGAUGGAGUUACAGCUGGAGGAAAACCCCUGGAACUGUGGCUGCGAGGCAGUGCAGCUCCAGCAGUGGCUGGGCCAGAUCCCCUACACAGCUGUUGUCGGGGACGUUACCUGUGAAUACCCCUUCCACCUUCACGGCAAGGACCUGAGGGAAAUCCCCCGCAAAGAGCUGUGCGCCGACCUGCCGGAUAAAGAGCUGCAAGGAGAGCGGAGCGGCUCGUCGGCCGGGCUGCCGCCCCAGCACCAGCCCCCUAACUCUAAAUCCAACUCGCACCACGGGCGAGUCCGGCCCACCAAGCCGUCCUCCAUGGUGCACGGCUCCCGCCAGAACACUCACACGUCCUCCACUUCCUCAUCGUCUUCCUCAGCCGAGCGUAAAGACAGGGAGAGGCACCCGAGGCCGACUAAAAGGCCACGACCCUCUAGAACAUCCCCCACAUCUCGCAGCUUGAUGCCCAACCAGAACCCCCCCGUGGCCGGGUACCAAACACGACCCCCCAUCCCCAUCAUCUGCCCCCUGGGCUGCACUUGCAACCUGCACAUCACGGACCUGGGCCUCACCGUCAACUGCAAAGAGAACGGCUUCGUCAACGUGUCCCAGCUCACCCCUCGGCCCCUGAACGGCCGCAAGCUCUACCUGAGCGGGAAUUUAAUCCAGAGGAUCUACCGCACCGACUUCUGGAAUUUCUCCAGCCUCGACCUGCUUCACCUGGGAAACAACCGCAUCUCGUACCUGCAGGAGGGGGCCUUUUCCAGCCUGGUCAGCCUGCGGAGCCUCUACCUGAACGGAAACAAUCUGGAGAGGCUCAGCCCCCACAUGUUCCUGGGCCUGCAGAAUCUUAGGUACCUUUAUUUUGAGUACAACGAAAUCCGCGAGGUGGAUCCUGGCACCUUCGACUCCAUGCCAUCCCUCCAAUUGUUGUUUCUCAAUGCCAACCUGUUGCGGAGCCUCCCUCUCGGCGUGUUCUCCAGAGUCAACCUGGCUCGACUCAACCUCAGAAACAAUCACCUCCUGCAGCUUCCUAUGGAGGGAGUGCUGGAACAUCUGAAAGGACUGGUGCAGGUGGACCUGCAGCAGAACCCGUGGGAGUGCAACUGUGAGGCAGCUCCACUGAAGCGGUGGCUGGAGGGGCUCAGCGCCGUGGUGGUGGUGGGAGAGGUGGUGUGUCACUCCCCGGAAAAGACCAAAGGCAUCGACCUGCGCUCCCUCUCCAUGGAGCUGCUCUGCCCCGAGCUGGAGCCCCCGGAGGAGCCGGAGCGGGAGGUGCAGACGUCGACGUCCACGGCUGCAGACAGAGGCGUGUCGGUGGGCUACCCCGGCUCCGGGGUGGGGCCGCUCGUCCCACCGGGGAUAGAUUCCAUCCCUCUGUCGGUGUUAGUGCUCAGCUUGCUGGUGUUGUUUGUGUCUGCGUUCUUUGCGGCAGCGGCACUAAUUGCCUACGCCCUGAGGAGGAGGGACAAGCUGCCGUUCCGUCGCCAGGGAGAGGUAGACUUGGCUGGCAUCCAGAUGGAGUGUGGACUGUUUACCGAGCAGACGCACCACCACCAUCACCACGGCCUCCCGGAGAAGCCACCCUUACCGCCGCCCGAGCACAACCACGUCUACGACACCAUACUGCCCCCGGAGGCGGCGUCUAAAGGCCCCGAGUCCGCCGGCGCCUCGCAAAUGUGUAGCAACCCCAUAUACAAAGAGGAGCAGGACGCGGCUGUGAAGCAGCGGCAGCCGCAGCAGCAGCCGCAGACAUUUGCGGCAUCGAAAGAGUGCGAGGGGGGAUACUGCCCCGCAGCAGAAAAAGAGAGGGAGUGGGCUCUGGAGGUGUCCUCGUCACCCAUCAACACUGUCACGGGAGCGAUGGGACCGCUCCCCGGUCUCCACGGGAACGGCAUCCUGUGUCCCACAGUCAUCGACAGCCAGGGCCCCACUCCCAAGGUGGAGCUGGUGGACUGUCUCUUCAGACUCGCCACCCCGGACUUCCGAGAUCUCCCAGAGAGGUACGCGCGGCCCCCGCCCCGAUACCCCCACAGCCAAGACUCCAAACAGGAAGCCAGGCCCGACCAAAUGCUCGUGGUCACCACCACCACCAGCUCCUCGGCGGGCGGUGUCCAGAGCGAGCAGGGAGGCGUUGAGCAGAGACUGAGGACCACGCCAGACUACAUGGAAGUGCUGGACCGCUCUUACCAGUUUUAACACGCCUCCUCCUCCUGCUACUCUUCUUCUCUCGUCUCUUCAUCAUCUCCCUCAGCGGGGAUGAAUCAUACCAGUAAGAACGACUCCUGUACAGAGGUUGAGCGGGACUGUACUACGCACUGUGUUUAUUCCUGGAGCUGAGGUCAGUUUUUGUAUUUUCCCCACUACUGGCAUAUAGGUUGGUAUUUGGCAAGGAUUGGCUGAUUUCAGAUCUUUUGCCUGGAGGAUAUAACUUCAUCUGCAGUUACCACAGUAUUUUAAUUUUUUUUUUUCCUCCCCAGUCCUAAAGCACGGAGGCUCAGUCUUUCUACUCGGCGCCACAAUUAGCAGGAUACAGCAUUGGCGGUGGGCGUUAAUGUUCGCGUUAUUGUUCUCAAAAGACCUGCGUAGAGGUGAAACGCAUCGGCUCUGUGCGACAUCCAACACAGAGUCAUGAAUGUUGAAAAAGGCAUGGAGCGAGCUGGCCGUGCACCUAAGAUGGAGACAGACGAAGCAAGAAAACGAGAAAAAAAAAUACAUGGAAAUAGCCAAGUGCCUUAGCAACGAACAGCCAGCAGUGUGGUCAAUGCUUAUUUUUCUAUGAAUACAGAUCUAUUUAUCUAAACAAAGAGGUUUGACUACCAGUGGACGGGGCGUUGAUGGACGACCGAGAAAGAAAAGUAAAUCAAAAAAACAAAAAAAACAAUCAGAACCUGAAGAGUAAUUGCAUUCCCUUGGAUGAGCCAAAAAUAAUAAUGCACCCAAUCAAUACUGGAGUUGUCUGCAGUUCUGCUCAUUUUCCUCAUCUCCUCCAGUUAACUUGAUUUCCUUAUCCAGAUGAAUUUUUCACAGGCUCGCGACGCUGAGUGAACUUCCAAGAAGGUUCCAUUUCUACGGAUAAGAGGAUUUAGUAAUUCAAUUUUUUUCCUGUUCUUCUUUUUGGCGACGUAAGAAACAACAAAACGAUGGAAGCCGGUUGAAAGAAGGACACUUUGGGAUUGGAUGCAUUUUGAAUUUAUUUUUUUCUUUCUUUUUUUUUUAAUAAUUCAGACUUAAAGGAGCCACAAGGACCUCUGCUUUCACAUUUUCUUUCAUCGUACAAGAGACAGAGGUUAUUGUAUUGAUUUUUAAAUACUUCUCAGAGGAAAACUGAACAGCAAAAAAAAAAAAAAAAAUAAAACCAACUGUCAAAAAAAAAGAUAAAAUAAAUAACUGGACAUAAAUGCCUUUCUUUUGUUCAAAAAAGAGAAGAAACAAAAAAAAACAGACACUUCUAUCAACUGGUUAAUAUCUUUUACGGAGGUACCUUUUUAUGCUUUUAUCUCCUACCAAUAGUAGAGGCUGUUGUGAAUAUAUUUAUUCUUAGUUUUUGCGUGUUGAAGCUCUCUCUCUCUGUAAGGGAUCAUGUUAUAUUGGUGUAUAGGAUGAUUCUGCAUCUGGUUCAGCCUUCUUACCACCGACCCACGAAAU